AUGCCCAUCACCACGCCCAUCACCACAUCCACCCGCCAUCACCAAGCCCAUCACCACAUCCACCCGCCAUCACCACAUCCACCCGCCAUCACCAAGCCCAUCACCACAUCCACCCGCCAUCACCAUGCCCGUCACCACAUCCACCCGCCAUCACCAAGCCCAUCACCAUGCCCAUCACCACAUCCACCCGCCAUCACCACAUCCACCCGCCAUCAUCAAGCCCAUCACCAUGCCCAUCACCACAUCCACCCGCCAUCACCAAGCCCAUCACCAUGCCCAUCACCACAUCCACCCGCCAUCACCAAGCCAUCACCAUGCCCAUCACCACAUCCACCCGCCAUCACCAAGCCCAUCACCACAUCCACCCGCCAUCACCAAGCCCAUCACCAUGCCCAUCACCACAUCCACCCGCCAUCACCAAGCCCAUCACCAUGCCCAUCACCACAUCCACCCGCCAUCACGAAGCCCAUCACCAUGCCCAUCACCACAUCCACCCGCCAUCACCAAGCCCAUCACCAUGCCCAUCACCACAUCCACCCGCCAUCACCAAGCCCAUCACCACAUCCACCCGCCAUCACCACAUCCACCCGCCCAUCACCACAUCCACCCGCCCAUCACCACAUCCACCCGCCCAUCACCACAUCCACCCGCCCAUCACCACAUCCACCCGCCCAUCACCACAUCCACCCGCCCAUCACCACAUCCACCCACCAUCACCAUGCCCGUCACCACAUCCACCCGCCAUCACCAAGCCCAUCACCAUGCCCCAUCACCACAUCCACCCGCCAUCACCCACAUCCACCCGCCAUCACCAAGCCCAUCACCAUGCCCAUCACCACAUCCACCCGCCAUCACCAAGCCCAUCACCAUGCCCAUCACCACAUCCACCCGCCAUCACCAAGCCAUCACCACAUCCACCCGCCAUCACCAAGCCCAUCACCAUGCCCAUCACCACAUCCACCCGCCAUCACCAAGCCCAUCACCAUGCCCAUCACCACAUCCACCCGCCAUCACCAAGCCCAUCACCAUGCCCAUCACCACAUCCACCCGCCAUCACCAAGCCCAUCACCACAUCCACCCGCCAUCACCAAGCCCAUCACCACAUCCACCCGCCCAUCACCACAUCCACCCGCCCAUCACCACAUCCACCCGCCCAUCACCACAUCCACCCGCCCAUCACCACAUCCACCCGCCCAUCACCAUGCCCACCCGCCCAUCACCAUGCCCACCCGCCAUCACCAUGCCCGUCACCACAUCCACCCGCCAUCACCAUGCCCGUCACCACAUCCACCCGCCAUCACCAUGCCCGUCACCACAUCCACCCGCCAUCACCAUGCCCGUCACCACAUCCACCCCGCCAUCACCAUGCCCGUCACCACAUCCACCCGCCAUCACCAUGCCCGUCACCACAUCCACCCGCCAUCACCAUGCCCGUCACCACAUCCACCCGCCAUCACCAUGCCCGUCACCACAUCCACCCGCCAUCACCAUGCCCGUCACCACAUCCACCCGCCAUCACCAUGCCCGUCACCACAUCCACCCGCCAUCACCAUGCCCGUCACCACAUCCACCCGCCAUCACCAUGCCCGUCACCACAUCCACCCGCCAUCACCAUGCCCGUCACCACAUCCACCCGCCAUCACCAUGCCCGUCACCACAUCCACCCGCCAUCACCAUGCCCGUCACCACAUCCACCCGCCAUCACCAUGCCCGUCACCACAUCCACCCGCCAUCACCAUGCCCGUCACCACAUCCACCCGCCAUCACCAUGCCCGUCACCACAUCCACCCGCCAUCACCAUGCCCGUCACCACAUCCACCCGCCAUCACCAUGCCCGUCACCACAUCCACCCGCCAUCACCACAUCCACCCGCCCAUCACCAUGCCCGUCACCACAUCCACCCGCCAUCGACAUGCCCGUCACCACAUUCACCCGCCAUCAACAUGCCCGUCACCACAUCCACCCGCCAUCACCAUGCCCGUCACCACAUCCACCCGCCAUCACCACAUCCACCCGCCCAUCACCAUGCCCGUCACCACAUCCACCCGCCAUCACCAUGCCCGUCACCACAUCCACCCGCCAUCACCAUGCCCGUCACCACAUCCACCCGCCAUCGACAUGCCCGUCACCACAUCCACCCGCCAUCGACAUGCCCGUCACCACAUCCACCCGCCCAUCACCAUGCCCGUCACCACAUCCACCCGCCAUCACCAUGCCCGACACCACAUCCACCCGCCAUCACCAUGCCCGUCACCACAUCCACCCGCCAUCACCAUGCCAGUCACCACAUCCACCCGCCAUCACCAUGCCCGUCACCACAUCCACCCGCCAUCACCAUGCCCGUCACCACAUCCACCCGCCAUCACCAUGCCAGUCACCACAUCCACCCGCCAUCACCAUGCCCGUCACCACAUCCACCCGCCCAUCACCAAGCCCAUCACCAUGCCCAUCACCACAUCCACCCGCCAUCACCACAUCCACCCGCCCAUCACCAAGCCCAUCACCAUGCCCGUCACCACAUCCACCCGCCGUCACCACAUCCACCCGCCAUCACCACAUCCACCCGCCAUCACCAUGCCCAUCACCAUGCCCAUCACCACAUCCACCCGCCAUCACCACAUCCACCCGCCCAUCACCAUGCCCGUCACCACAUCCACCCGCCAUCACCAUGCCCAUCACCCGCUGGGGAAGGUCACUGUAUGA
Molecule: messenger RNA, 2703 nt
Organism: Hyla sarda
Lineage: Eukaryota; Metazoa; Chordata; Amphibia; Anura; Hylidae
Exons: 1
Coding region: 1-2703 (900 amino acids)
Source: RefSeq, a predicted model, not a curated record